UUUCGAUGGCCUACGAUGGCCAGAUCGUGCGAGAUGCCGACCGGAAGGAUGGCGGCACUCCUUACCAUUCCGGGGUCCGUUCGGUAGGAUUUACUCCGGGGUCUCCCCCUCGCCGACCCCACGCCUCCACGCCUCCACUCCUGCAUGCCAAUGUGCUUUAUCAGCGCUGCGCUGUCGGCUUUCUAUUCCCCAGCGUCCCCUCUACGCACAUCUCGCUGUGAUGUCACUCGGAAUUCCCCCGGCUCGGUCAAGUCUCCGUUCUCAUGCAGCUAUGCCGCUUAAAAGAAGGUCUUCGUCGGGUACCCGACGCCUAUUCCUCGUCUCAAGCUCUUCUGAAGCUCCCACGACGCCUUGAUCUCAUGAUCUCAGUUGACUUCAUGAAAUUAUAAUAUAUCCUCACCAUGUCUCUGGCACAAAACCAUUACAUUGUGAAACUCCCAGUCACCCCGCAAACUCCCAGAGCCUUGGAUGUCCGUUCAAUUGCGCAACGAUGGAUCACAAACCUGGAGGCUUUGCUGAGCAAUGGAGAAUACUCUCGGCUUUCAGAGCUCAUGCAAGAAGAAUCUUGGUGGCGUGAUAUACUGGCAUUUGAAUGGGAUCUUCGUACAAUCCAGAACCGCAGCUCAAUUCAGGAGUUUCUCCACCGGAACCAACCCCGCUCGCAGCUUUCGGGAUUUCGGUUGCAGCAUGAAGGCAAAUUCCAACCUAAGCUGGAAAAACCGGCCGAAGGCCUGAGAUGGAUCUCCUCGAUGUUCUUUUUUGACACGCGUGUCGGACGCGGAACGGGUGUUCUUCGUCUGACUCAGGAUGAGGAUGGUGCAUGGAAGGCUUAUGCGAUAUAUACGUCGUUACAAGAAUUGAAGAACUUCGAAGAGCCUCUCAGUUCCAGACGGGCAGAAGGCACCAUUGAGUCUAUGCCCGGCGGCCUCAGCCGAGGAAACUGGCAGGAACGUCGGCAGAGGCAGAUCGAAUUUCUGGACGAAGAGCCAGCCACACUUGUCGUCGGCGCUGGACAGGCUGGUCUCAACACAGCUGCUCGCCUUCAGUCUCUGGGCGUUUCUUGUCUGGUUGUGGACAGAAACGAAAAAAUCGGGGACAACUGGAGAAAGCGAUACCGGACUCUUGUGACCCACGAUCCUGCAGAAUUCACCCAUAUGGCUUACCUUCCGUUUCCGAAAAACUGGCCUCAGUUCACCCCUAAGGACAAGCUCGCCGAUUGGUUCGAGGCAUAUGCAAGUAUCAUGGAGCUGAAUGUAUGGCUUCAAACUAGUAUAAAGUCUGCGGCAUAUGAUGAUACAAAGGCAGAAUGGACUGUUGUCGUCAGUCGGGGAGACGGAUCCGAGCGAACCCUUCAUCCACGCCAUUUGGUCUGGUGCACCGGUCACUCCGGUGAGCCGAAGAUUCCCACGUUUCCAGGUCAGGAAAAUUUCAAAGGAACCGUUUACCAUGGCAGCCAGCAUCAAGAUGCUUCCGGACAGGAUGUGAAGGGCAAGAGAGUUGUCGUCGUUGGAACUGGAAACAGUGGCCAUGAUAUUGCUCAGAACUUCUAUGAAAAUGGAGCAGAGGUGACCAUGCUGCAGCGCAGUGGUACUUACGUUGUCACAGCCGAGAAGGGGGUUUUUAUGAUGCAUGAAGGCCUUCACGAAGAACACGGUCCUCCCACCGAGGAAGCCGAUAUCAUCGACGAGAGUCUACCCUACCCCGUGCAAUUCGCGUUCGCGGUCAACUUCACCAAGAGAGCGUACGAGGCGGAGAAGAACAUCCUGGAAGGCCUGCGAAGAGCAGGAUUCGAGCUCGACUUUGGCAUUGAUGGAGCAGGAAUCAAGCGAGCUUACAUGACCCGUGGCGGAGGUUACUACAUCGAUGUCGGAUGCAGUUCCUUGAUUGCAGAUGGCAAGAUCAAGGUCAAGCGUAGUCCCGAAGGAAUUACUGGGUUCAACGAGCGGAGUCUAGUCCUGAAAGACGGCACUUCUCUCGACGCAGACAUUGUUGUUCUUGCUACAGGCUACGACAACAUGCGUACCACAGUCCGUAAAACAUUGGGUGAUCAGGUAGCUGAUCGGUGCAAAGACGUCUGGGAUCUCGACGAGGAGGGCGAAGUGAAUGCGAUGUGGCGCCCCAGCGGUCAUCCAGGCUUCUGGUACAUGGGUGGAAACCUCGCCAUCUGUCGGAUUUACUCCAAGUUCCUCGCUUUACAGAUCAAGGCUAGCGAGGCUGGUCUAGUAGCCGAAAGUCAGGCCCAGUCCAAGCUCUAAACUGGUCUGGCAGAGUCGUUUCAAUGACUGCAUAGAAGGGCCAAUAUCCGAGUAGAAGAUUAGACUCGAGAAGUGGUGAGACGAGACGUGACCUAUAGGUAAAUUGACAGAAUCAUAGAAC
This is a messenger RNA of Aspergillus steynii IBT 23096, 2376 nucleotides long. RefSeq names its product putative flavin-binding monooxygenase. The record is from RefSeq and is a predicted model, not a curated record. The coding region runs from base 402 to 2255 and encodes 617 amino acids. Gene Ontology annotation, molecular function: flavin adenine dinucleotide binding; N,N-dimethylaniline monooxygenase activity; NADP binding. The transcript has 5 exons. NCBI's taxonomy places the organism in Eukaryota, Fungi, Ascomycota, Eurotiomycetes, Eurotiales, Aspergillaceae.